This is a messenger RNA of Vitis vinifera (wine grape), 1577 nucleotides long. Its product is annotated as tRNA (cytosine(38)-C(5))-methyltransferase 2. Lineage: Eukaryota; Viridiplantae; Streptophyta; Magnoliopsida; Vitales; Vitaceae. Gene Ontology annotation, molecular function: methyltransferase activity. The transcript has 10 exons. The record is from RefSeq and is a predicted model, not a curated record. The coding region runs from base 110 to 1291 and encodes 393 amino acids.
GAUUUUCCCAAGUUCAUCCCUAGAGACGACAAUUGACGUCGUAUGAUAUGCAACUUUCGUGAAGGCACUGAGUUGGCGCCGCUCUCUCUCACAGGGGAAGCACCCAUCAAUGGAGAAGGGUUUGUGCAAUCCCCAAGGUGAGGAUCCAUGGCGAGUCCUCGAAUUCUACAGUGGCAUCGGCGGAAUGAGAUACUCUUUAAAGAGGGGAGGUGUGAAUGCGAAAAUUGUCGAAGCAUUCGACAUCAACAACAUUGCCAACGAUGUUUAUCAACACAAUUUCGGUCACCGCCCUUGCCAGGGUAACAUCCAGAGCCUUACUGCUGCUGAUCUUGAUAGAUAUAGAGCUCAUGCAUGGCUUCUUUCUCCUCCUUGCCAGCCAUACACCCGACAAGGUCUCCAAAAGCACUCUGGCGAUGCCCGGGCAUUUUCUUUUCUCAAGAUUCUUGAACUUAUACAGCACACCUUACAUCCUCCACUUAUGCUUUUUGUUGAGAAUGUUGUUGGAUUCGAGACAUCUGAUACACAUGAGAAAAUGAUUGAGAUAUUAUCAAAAACUGGUUUUGUUACCCAGGAAUUUAUUUUGAGCCCAAUACAAUUUGGCGUGCCAUAUUCCAGGCCACGAUACUUUUGCCUGGCAAAAAGGAAACCUUUAUCAUUUGAAAACCAACUCUUCAAUAACCAACUACUUUCAACUCCAAGCCCAUUAUUUGGUCAUGAGGAUGACUCACUGAUUGAUGAACAUGAUCAAUCAGAGAAGAUCUGGGAUAAGUUGCUCCAAUCAUGUGAGCCAGUGGAGAGAUUUCUUGAAUUCAAGAAUACUAUCAACCCAUUAGAAACAGAGUCCAGCUACUUGGACACCCUUAGUGUUUCUACAGAUGCUUCUGGAGAGUUGGAGAACAAUGAAAGAGACAGAUCUGACAGUAAUUCUUGGGACCAGUUUUCUGUUCCAUUGAGCUUGAUAGAGAGGUGGGGAAGUGCUAUGGAUAUUGUCUAUCCUGACUCAAAGCGUUGCUGCUGUUUUACAAAAAGUUAUUAUCGGUAUGUGAAGGGUACUGGCUCUCUUUUGGCAACUGGCCAGUCAAAGAAGGAUAAAGCAUCCUUGUUGGAGGAGCAGUGUCUUAGAUAUUUUACCCCUAGAGAGGUUGCUAAUCUGCAUUCUUUCCCAGAGGAUUUUCACUUUCCACAGCAUGUAAACCUUAGACAGCGAUACGCAUUGCUGGGGAACAGUUUAAGCGUAGCAGUGGUUGCUCCAUUACUUACAUAUCUAUUCACUCAACCUUCAGGAUUGUAGUCAGUCCCACUCUACAAUGCACAUUUUCAAUUUCUUAUAGCAAAGGCAUGACCCAUCCAUCUGGAUUCCUAUAAAGCUCAAUGCAAAGCAAAAUUUAUCAAAUUUCCUGUUGUGAAUAUAAUUGGGGUAUGGACAGUAUAUUCACUUGAGGCUGUGAAGCAAAUUGUAUCAUCGCAUUCAACACCACACAAUCUUGUUAGAGGACAUUCUAUUUGUAUUUCGGUCACAAUAUUAAAUAUGAACUGAUAGUAGUCAUUAAUCAAUCAAAUUCUUAUGAUUAUCAUUA